This is a messenger RNA of Hyla sarda, 2774 nucleotides long. It is a transcript of the gene GPR4, whose product is annotated as G protein-coupled receptor 4. Gene Ontology annotation, biological process: G protein-coupled receptor signaling pathway. Gene Ontology annotation, cellular component: membrane. Gene Ontology annotation, molecular function: G protein-coupled receptor activity. The coding region runs from base 816 to 1877 and encodes 353 amino acids. The transcript is spliced from 2 exons. Lineage: Eukaryota; Metazoa; Chordata; Amphibia; Anura; Hylidae. The record is from RefSeq and is a predicted model, not a curated record.
AUGCUGUCUCAGCGGAGGAGGCUCGGGCUGGUUCUUCAAAGACACCCCGAAAUUCCAUCAGAAAAGCCCGGAGAUUGGUUGUGAAAGCACCACUGCGAUCCCAAAGCGGAGUUGCCCAGGCCAAAGCCCUUCCAGUUAAAAGACUGAUAACGAAGGCCACCUUUGCUCGUUCUGAAGGGAACUGUUCCGCCAUGAGUUCAAUGUGCAUGGAGCACUGAGUCACGAAACCACACCAGGACUUAGGAUCCCCCUCAUAUUUCACUGGAAGAGACAAGCAGUUUCAUUCCGGAGGAGUUUGCAGCAGUGGGAGGCAGCACUAAAGAAGGAGGAAGCUGUGGUUGUGGUGGUUAUUGUUGAGCAGUUAUUGCAACUGCUGCAUCAUGGCGGAUAACUGGCUCAACUGCUGUGUCUGCUGGGCCAACUGCUGUGACUGGAGCGCCAUGAUAGAAGCGAGAUCCAGAUUAUCUGGCAGAGGAGCCCCAUGGCCAGAUCUUGCUGUUACGAAGCUGGAUGUGGAUCCUCUAACCUGUGUGGCUGAUGACUCAGACUGUAUCGGGGAGCGAAAUCUAAGGUGCCGUUGAAUCACAACAAUAUAACCCCGAGAGGCUCUGCUGUUCCUGUUCAUGAUGGUGUAGUGUUCCGUAAUCAUGAGAUGCCACCAUGCACAGCCAACUCAAGGACCCAGGCAAUGCUGAGCCCCUAACAAGGGGGAGGAAGAAAGAUGGAGGUGUCAAGAGCCCAAUGUAUGGUACAGAAGUGAAAUUAACAGAAAACAGAACAGAACUUCUAUCUUAGCAUAUUUCACUUCUUCAAACAUGUCCAACAUCACUCCAGAAGCUUGCAACGUUGACUCUGACCUGGACGGUGUGCUUCCUCCAUCACUCUAUGCAGUUGUAUUCGUAGUGGGACUACCAGCCAAUCUUUUAGCCCUCUGGGCUGCCUGGUUGCAGGUGCGGAAAGGAAAAGAACUUGGAGUCUACCUUCUAAACCUCAGCCUGUCAGACCUCCUCCUCAUUUGUGCACUACCACCCUGGACAGACUACUAUUUACGAAGGGAUGUAUGGGGAUAUGGACCAGGGGCCUGUCGUCUCUUUGGCUUCAUCUUUUAUACCAACCUUUAUGUGGGUGCUGCCUUCCUGUCCUGUGUGUCAGCUGACCGCUACCUGGCAGUGGCACAUCCUUUGAGGUUUCCUGGUGCACGGCCCAUCCGAUCUGCUGCUGCUGUGUCUGCACUGGUUUGGGUCCUAGAACUGGCAGCUAACGCCCCUCCAUUGUUUAGAGACGCUAUCACCAGAGACCGCUACAAUCACACAUUCUGCUAUGAGAGUUAUCCCCUAUCUGGGAAGGGAGAUGCACUGGCCAAUGUGGGGAGGGUAUUAGCUGGAUUUUUAUUGCCUUGGGGGAUAAUGCUUUUGUGUUAUGCUGGGUUACUUCGUGCCCUGCGAGGAAGUGCGUCCUGUGAGAGAAGGGAAAAGAGACGGGUGCGUCGGCUUGCCCUGGGGCUACCUUGUGUGGCACUGCUCUGCUAUGGGCCCUAUCAUGCACUGCUCCUCCUACGCAGUCUGGUAUUUCUGGCCGGAGGUGGUUCUGUAGCGGCAGGUGAAAGCUGUGCGUUGGAGGAGCGGUUGUUCCCAGCAUACCAUGCCUCUCUGGCAAUGGCCACCCUGAACUGCUUGGCUGAUCCUGCACUUUAUUGCUUGGCUUGCCCAGGAGCCAGGGGUGAGGUGGCAAAAGCAAUAGGUAGAGUGGUGGCUUGGGCAAUGGGCAAGGACAGAAGUGGUUGGCAGGUAAGAGGCGGAGAUGGCAGAGGAAUCGGUCGAGGUGAGGAGGUGGGAAUGGUGGAGAUGGGAGGGAGAGGGGGAGGCUCCAUCAUCUGAGCUGGAUUAACAAUUUGGUGAAUGUGUACAAAAUAGAAUUAAAGAAUUUGAUGUCUUGUAAUAAAACGUGUCUGGUUAUUACACAGACAGAGUGAUGGUCUGCAGGUAGUGUUACUGUGUAGAUAGUGUUACUGUGUAGACAUCUUGCAGCUAGGUCUGCCAUCUGUGUGCUGAGUCAGUGUGUGUUACGUAGACACAUCCAGAACGCAGGGGCAAUCGAGUUACACAGGAACAGCGGAGAGGAGGAGUGUGGGGGUACACAGCUGUUACUGAUGGAAGUUCGAGCUGUACCAGGCACAAUACUCUCACAUUCAAAUAAAAACGUCGGCAGUAUAGGCACCUGUUGUCCUGGUUUCCCCUCACAAUUAUCGGGCCCCAUCAACUACUCAUGAGAUUAAUCACAAGAGUGAUAUGUUCAUCUAUCAGGUCACUAAAAUUGAGAUCCACAGAAAGGUGCAGACACAUCACACAUUUAUGUUGACUGGAGGAGGGGGGUGUACUCACAAAAAGCAGACAUGGUUACCUUCCAGGUACAUUUGACUUAUUAAAAUUUUGAAAUAAGUUCAGCAACUUUUUCAUUUAACAUCUAUGUUACGGGCACCAUUGUAAUAUGAUCAUAGAUGUCAUAUACCUAAACAAUAUGAUUUGUGGCAUAGCAGGAAACACACAUACUGUAUAGCCACAUAGUAACAGUACCUAUACACCAAAAAAUGGGAAUAAAUUGGAUAGGGUCCUCUUUGUUUUGUAGUGUUUUUUUUUUUGUUUUUUUUAAACAAUGUUUUUUUCUUCUUGUGAUUUUCAUUUAGUGGCUAACUAUAGUCUUUGUGUGCAGGUGUAGCCCUCACCUUCAGAUUUUAUUUAUUCUUCUUUUUUUCUACAAAGCUUCAUGUUGAAGUA